Molecule: messenger RNA, 1581 nt
Organism: Stylonychia lemnae
Lineage: Eukaryota; Ciliophora; Spirotrichea; Sporadotrichida; Oxytrichidae
Source: the annotation of a GenBank genome assembly
AUGGACACAUCUGGUAGAUAGAGGGCAUACCUCGAUUUGUAAUAUCAUAAUAACUAUAGUAAUUUGCUUACUGAUCUAGACCCAACUAUGAAUAAUAGCUUUACUAUAAUUAAUUUAACAGAAAUUAGUCUUUCAACUGGUAUGUUCGACAAUAUAGGAAGCAGGUUGAAUAAAUUUCCUCAGAUAAAAGCAUACAAUAAUUUACUUCCAUAUGUAAGUCUCUGGCAGGACCAAAACUAGACGACUAAAAAUAAUAAAUUUGUGUCCUAAUUAUCAGUAAAAUUUGAUAGAUACCCUGCUUUACUUCCCUCAGCUAUUGAUUGCUACAUUGGCAUUCAAUGUCAUAUCUAUUAAGCUAACUUCUCAUUAUUUGGUAAUUGUGCUGAUGCUGAUCAAAAUAGAAAAUAUAUAACGAAUAUAUCACUUAACAAUUAGACUAGAGACAUCCUUCCUGGAGUUAAUUUAUACAAAGUGGGCUAGCUCAGCGAUAUGCAAGUAAAUAUAUCUUUCAAGCAAAACUCUAUAUAUUUCACUGGAAUCUACAAUAUCUCAGUUAGCUAUUUCAUAUCAGAUAACAAUAAUUAGUGGCCGCUUAUCACAGAUCUUUUCACCUUAAAUAUCUCUAAUGGCUGUGUUGAAAAUUACAAAGUUAUUGAACCUUUAAAAUUGCCCAAUGCUAGGCGCUUGAUAUAAACUGAUCCUGUAUAUUUUUAAAUUCAGAAAGCUAAGCUAUCUCCCUAUCAAGAAUGCUAUGUAUAGAGAUUACUUCCAAUAUUUAGUGAUGUAUAAUAUCUACAAGGUGCCAUAAUACAAGAUUAAUUAGAUUAGUUAAUGAUUGGAGUAACAACAAGAUAUCCUGACUUUCUUGGAAAACAUCAAUUACCCAUAGAGGUUUAAGUUUGGACUGAUUAAAAUGGUAUUCUCUUGGAAAAAUAUCGCAUAAUAUUUGAGUUUGAAGUUUAUUAAGACUUUAAGCCAUCCUUAAAUAAUACAGCACCCUACUUUGUAUUCCCAAUAAAUGAUAUAGAGAUUAAAGUUGGUGAGACGAGAGUUGUUGAUUUACCAAAAAUAAUUGAUGAUGAAGGAGAUAGUUAUGAAGUAAAAGUAGAAACUAAAAUGGGCAGUCUCUUUAUAGUUUACUCAAAUACUAAUAUAAUUGUUAAGCCUUCUGAAGCUGUCAUUGGAAUUCAUUAAGUAGUAGUUAUUAUAGAAGAUAAUAAUCUGAUGUUUCUUCGUUUUAUGAAUCACUACUCAAAGGUUCAAUUUUAUAUGAUGAUUAUUAAAAAGCAAAGAAAUUUCGAAUCAUAGGAAUGGGAUAGGAUGGUUGUCAACUUUAAAAUGUAUUUCUUAUUCUAUGAUGCCACAGAAAAACUAAUGAUGAAAGAAGGCUACUAAAUUAAAUUCUAAAUACCACCUCAAAUGUCUCAAAGUUUAGAGAAUUAAAUUAGUAAUUUAGGAACUGCAACUGCAAUUUCUUUAUCGAGUGUGGUUGGAUCAAACAUCAUCAUAAAUAUCUUAAUGUAAUUUAUUAGUUUCUUAAAUAUAAUAGGUCUCAAAGUAUAUAGAUGCUUUGGGGGAUGA